Molecule: messenger RNA, 736 nt
Organism: Rattus norvegicus (Norway rat)
Lineage: Eukaryota; Metazoa; Chordata; Mammalia; Rodentia; Muridae
Gene: Higd1b
Product: HIG1 hypoxia inducible domain family, member 1B
Cellular component (GO): mitochondrial membrane
Source: RefSeq, marked validated
AACAGAUCCCGAACCAAGAGGGCCCCAAGAUUCGAAGACUGUUCCAGUCUACUCCGGGUUUUUCCAGCUGUUUUUCUUGGCCAGAGGAUCACACCCAUUGGGAUGCAAUUAGGGAGCAGGAAGCAAGCGGAACAGUAAAGUCAGAUGAACUAGAGAAGAGGCAGAUGUUAAGGACACGAAGAAGGCAGCCCUGAGCAACCCAAACCCGAGAGAGAACACACCGGGGGGACAUCUUCCCAAGUGUGGGUUGUGCUGGGCAUGGUCAGGACCCGAAGACUAAGAACCAGAAUCCUUACUGUGGGCUACCUUCUUCUAGAGCUGGGCUAAAACCUAGGCACACAGCUGUUAACAUCUGGAUCCAGGACCAUGUCUGCCAACAAGGGCUGGUGGGUGCCACCCGACAGUGAGGACAGCCUGUCCGAGAAGUUCCUAAGGAAGACCAGGGAGUCUCCACUGGUCCCUGUAGGUGUCGGCGGCUGCCUGGUGAUAGCAGCGUACAGGAUUUACCGGCUGAAGGCUCGGGGUCCCACCAAGCUGUCCAUCCAUCUGAUUCAUACCAGAGUGGCAGCGCAGGCAUGUGCUGUGGGUGCCAUCAUGCUUGGUGCCGUGUAUACAAUGUACAGAGAUUACAUCAAGAGGGUGUCAGAGGAUCCUGACAAGUAGGACUCCUGGGCGGCACGAUGGCCCAGUCCCCCAGCUGUUUCUGUAUGUGCCUAAUAAAGCUAUGUUGAGGAAA